Pararge aegeria (speckled wood butterfly) is the source of this 1235-nucleotide messenger RNA. RefSeq names its product spermatogenesis-associated protein 6. The coding region runs from base 213 to 1091 and encodes 292 amino acids. The transcript has 6 exons. The record is from RefSeq and is a predicted model, not a curated record. Gene Ontology annotation, biological process: spermatogenesis. NCBI's taxonomy places the organism in Eukaryota, Metazoa, Arthropoda, Insecta, Lepidoptera, Nymphalidae. Gene Ontology annotation, molecular function: myosin light chain binding.
UCAAAAAAAAAAACUGUCUUUAUUACCAUGGUAACCGUUUGGCAAGUAAACAAGCCAAACAAACUUUUGGUGUUUGACAUGUAAAUGUGGCCCAGUUUAAGUAACUGUAAUUUUUUAAGAUUAGCCCACUAAUGGAAAGUUAUUACUACGAUGAGAGAAAAUGCUUGUGAUUUAAAUGUUAGAUAAAAUGUGGUGAUGGUUGCCACCUCGCAAUGCCUAAACUGAUUGAGCUGACAAUAGAAAUUGAAGUUCAGAAGGUGUCAUGCCCAGGUGUGUGGUUGUGUCAAGAUGGUAGAGUAUCUCUCACUAUUUUCGCCCUUGGGACAAGUUACCAAACCUGCUACCUUCCGCCCAGCUUUCCACUAGCAUUCAGAGAUGUGUUUUACUUCCGCAAGAGGUUCCAGGAGAGUUGUGCACUGAACAACAUCUGUUGUUUGCUAAAGGAUGAAACAAUAUACUGUGAACUGGUGCAGUGGAGUGAGAGCUGUGCGACAGGGAAUUGUAUAACUUUAGCUCAGUACCUCGGAGCAGUUAACGAUGUACUAUUCCCACCAAACAUGUGCUCAUCCGAUGGAGUGGAUCUUCUCAUGCGGAGAUCCAAGGACUUUCCUGGCAUACUGUCACCGAAGAUCGAGAUAUCGACGAAAGUGCGUAUAGACGAAGUAUGGAACUCGAGUUGUAUUAACGGUACAAGCAAAAUAGGUUCAUGCCACUGCAGCCCGAAAGACUUCGAGGGCUCCCGGCAGAAACAAGUUUGCCAUUCCGCACAGUAUCAUAAAACAAGGUGCAUUAAUAAUCUGCCCUCGAGAUCUAGGUCGCGCUCGCGAUCCAUCGGAUCCAGGUCGUGUCGUAGUUUGGAAUCGGAAGCCAGUACAUCCUGUCGAUAUCCCAAAUGCAACGACUCUAUGGUUAUCAACUCUUCAUCGAGCCAGAGACUAGAUAAACUAUUACUUGAGAGUCGUUACAUAGACCAAGGGCUUUUAGACUGCGAGCCGCGAACUACCAGGAAUCAUACGAAACCGACUCCUUGUGUAUGUGAGAUAUGUAGAAAGUACCAUGAAUUAUUCCAUACGAAUAAUGAAGAAAGCUGACUAUCACAUUGUGAAGGCAAAACCCCCAUUUUCCGUAACGCCUAUAGCGUAUCGAACUGAUAAUCUUUGAUCAUUUACAGAUUUAAAACAUUAUAAAUAUAGGUACUUACCUAAAAUGUCAAAAAUGUAUUUAAAAAAAUAAUU